This is a messenger RNA of Pyrus x bretschneideri (Chinese white pear), 1793 nucleotides long. Its product is annotated as probable pectinesterase/pectinesterase inhibitor 51. The record is from RefSeq and is a predicted model, not a curated record. Gene Ontology annotation, biological process: cell wall modification. The coding region runs from base 34 to 1731 and encodes 565 amino acids. Gene Ontology annotation, molecular function: pectinesterase inhibitor activity; pectinesterase activity. Lineage: Eukaryota; Viridiplantae; Streptophyta; Magnoliopsida; Rosales; Rosaceae. The transcript has 2 exons.
AUUUCCAAAUCCUUUACUAUAUUUGACCCAUCCAUGCCGCCCUCCUUAUUUAAACCUCCAUGGCAAUGGCAACGGCAACGCUGUGCAUCUUCUUCUUCUCCCCGCAAAACCAAAUUCCUCCUCCUCAUGGCUUCCCUCUUCCUCUCUCUCCUCUUCCUCACUCUCUACCUCUCUCUAUCCUCCGCCUCUCACCACCACCACCAGCCCACAUCCCCCCUACCUCAGAUCGAACAAGCCUGCAAAGCCACGCGCUUCCCCGACGCGUGUCAAGCCUCCCUCACCAACCUCGUCACUGACCCCAGCACCACCCCUGUCCAGACCAUCCAAUUCGCCGUCCAACUCUCCGGCGACGGCAUCGAGACGGCGCAGGGAAUGGUCAAGACUAUCCUGGACUCCUCCGCGGGCAACCUAAACCGCACGACCGCCGCGAAUAACUGCCUCGAAAUCCUCGCUAACUCCCUGUACCGAAUUUCUCUCGCCACCGACAGUCUCUCACGCGGUAAAAUUAAAAACGCGCGUGCCUCCAUGAGCUCCGCGUUGCUCUACCAGUACGGCUGCUGGUCGGGCCUCAAGUACGCCAACGACACCAACAUGGUCAACGAGACGAUAUCGUUUCUCGACAGUUUGAUCGCCAAAUCCAGCAACGCGCUCGGCAUGAUGGCCUCGUACGACAACUUCGGUAACGACACAAAAAUAUGGGCCCCGCCCAAGACGGAGCGAGACGGGUUCUGGGAGCGGCUGGAGCACGGAGGUCCGGACCCGGGAUUUCGGGGCGGGAUGCCGUCGGGUUUAACGGCGAACGUCACGGUGUGCAAGGAGAAAUUGUGUGAUUACAGGACGGUGCAGGAGGCGGUUAAUGCCGCACCGGAUAACGCGGGAAACGAGAGGUUCGUGAUCGGGAUAAAGGCUGGGGUGUACGAAGAGACCGUGAGGGUGCCCUUAGAGAAGCGGAACGUGGUGUUUUUGGGGGACGGGAUGGGUAAAACAGUCAUUACCGGGUCGUUGAACGUGGGCCAGCCUGGAAUUUCCACAUACAACACCGCUACCGUCGGGGUUGUUGGUGAUGGGUUCAUGGCAAGCGGACUGACAAUCCAAAACACGGCCGGUCCCGACACCCACCAAGCAGUUGCUUUCCGAUCAGACAGCGACCUCUCCGUGAUCGAAAACUGCGAAUUCUUAGGCAAUCAAGACACCCUCUACGCACAAGGCAACCGCCAGUUCUACAAAUCAUGCACCAUCCAAGGCAACGUCGAUUUCAUCUUUGGAAACUCAGCUUCCAUCUUCCAAGACUGCACCAUCCUCGUCCGUCCACGGCAACUCCUACCCGAGAAGGGCGAAGACAAUGCCGUCACAGCCCACGGAAGAACAGACCCUGCGAUGACAACGGGUUUCGUGUUUCGAAACUGCUCGAUCAACGGCACGGAAGAGUACAUGAAGUUGUACCGGAGCAAGCCGGAGGUGCACAAGAACUACUUGGGAAGGCCGUGGAAGGAGUAUUCGAGGACGGUUUUUAUAAACUGCAGUAUGGAAGCUCUUAUUACACCCCAAGGGUGGAUGCCUUGGAGUGGGGAUUUUGCUCUCAACACCCUUUUUUAUGGGGAGUUUGGGAAUUCUGGACCGGGUUCUGAUUUGUCCCAGAGAUGGAACUGGACCAGCAAAAUCCCAUCUGAACAUGUUAAUGCGUAUUCUGUGCAGAAUUUUAUUCAGGGAGAUGAGUGGAUGUCAACUUGAAAUAUUAUUAUAGGCUAUUUUUAAUUAUGAAUAUUGAUGGGAAAUAAUUUUUAUACACUACA